GUCACACUGCUUGUCGCUUUAUUUUUAUUCGUCCGCAUUGCAAAUAAAUAAAAUUAAACACACACAAUCUAUCAAAUUGCAAUCGGAGCAACAAGAGAACGAAUACUACCAGUGCGUAACCGACGACCCGACUCCCAAACUCGUGCAGAUUACGUCGCGGGCGGAGAAUUUGUUGGUGACGUCGCCGUCUAGGGCGUUGAGCAAACAAACGAAACGUAAAAAAGCGAAACGUGUAAACGUCGUAGAAAACGAUAAAGCAGACGAAAGAAAACGAAUCAAAUACGCAGCAGAUACAAUAGAGGAGACGCGAGAGAGAGCGAACGAACCAGCGGGCAACAGCUAAAGAAGCAACAAGAUUUGUUUAAAUCUGUUAAUUUUUAGAAUCUUUUUCGCAAUUUGUGUGCUUUAUAGUGUUUGUGUCUUGCGUGUGUGUGUGCUGUGGCGUGGGUUCCACAUAGAGUUUUGUAGAGCGCAACCCCAGUUCGAAAUCGUAUCGGUAAAUGCAGCGCCGCAAAAAUGUGCAGCCUAACUUUGAACAACAUUGUGAAUGUGACGCAGCAGGAUUUACACGACCUAUUAGAGAUUUUCGAAAAGAAAUCCUUCGAGGCGGCGGCCUUUGAGGAAGGCACAGCGGAGUACGAGAUCUCCAAGAAAUGCGAAUACCUGUUCAAACUCGACUACAGCCUCAUUGAGCUGGACAACUCGAAUGGCCUGCUCAGCCCGCGCUACCCUGGAAGGAUACUCAUACCCGAAUUCGAGCAUGGACACAUGGCCAAGACCCUGAUACCGGGCAAUGGAUUGUUCGGGGCAGGAGGCGGAUCCUCGGGUACAACGGCCACGGCAACGCCACUCAAUAGCAGCGCCGGCAGCAACUGCAGCGACGGUGUGGGCAUCCAAGCAUUUGUCACCUUUGCCAACCCCCUGCAGACCCCGGUCCAGCCUCAAUCACAGCAUCCUCAGCAGCAGCAGCAGCCGCCAACGACACAGCCCGCGCAGCAGAAUACCAUCUACGAGGACCAGUACGAUAUACAGCGGAUGAGGGAACUGGUCACGAUGGCCAAGUACGCGAGAUGCCGUCAAAGGUUCGCUGUUCCCGUGAUCAUGUAUCGGGGCAAGUACAUCUGUCGGUCGGCAACGCUGUCCGUGAUGCCGGAGACGUAUGGCCGCAAGGUAGUGGAUUAUGCGUACGACUGCCUCAGUGGCAAUUAUGCGACACCCAACGGGGAGGAGAACGAUGCCGACUCCACGGACGAGUCGCUGAUCAAUCACAUAAACGACCAGUCGCAGUCGCAGUUCAGCUACGACGAGGUCAUCAAGAGCGACAUCCAGCUGCUGCACACCCUCAAUGUGUCCACAAUUGUGGAUCUCAUGGUGGAGAACCGCAAGAUCAAAUACUUUAUGGCCGUAUCCUCAUCGGAGAAGGCUGAUCCCAGCAAUCAUUACAAGAGCUUCAAUCUGCUGUCGCUGCCGUAUCCGGGCUGCGAAUUCUUCAAGAAGUUCCGCGACAACAACUACAUGGCCAAGAAUCUGCACUACAACUGGAAGCAGUCGUUCAACGAUGCGAACAUUAAUAUACCCAAUCUGGGUCCCGCCGCCGACAUCGACAUCAUUUGGCCGGAGUACCGUGACUGGGAUCUGGUCUCCAUCACACAGAACUAUCUGCGGGCAACGCUCAAAUACAUACAGGAGGAUAACUCUGGCCUGCUCAUACACUGCAUCAGUGGCUGGGAUCGCACUCCGCUGUUUGUCUCGUUGGUGCGGCUCUCCCUCUGGGCGGAUGGACUCAUUCAUCAAUCACUGAACGCCAUGCAGAUGGCGUACUUUACACUGGCCUACGACUGGUACUUGUUUGGCCACCAAUUGCCAGAUCGCCUCAGGCGGGGCGAGGACAUCAUGUUCUUUUGCUUCCACGUGCUAAAGUUCAUCACGGACGAGGAGUAUAGCAUUGUGGAGCAUCGGAAGCGGACCAAGACCUCGAGCAGCAGCGGGAGCAGUGUCAUAGUCAUCAAGUCCGACUGCUGCGACGAUGAGCCGCUCAAGGAAGACUACAUCCUGGCCUUCGAUCAAGAUAGCAACGACAGCUAUUCAAACUGUUCCAACUGUGAUAUGUCCAUAACAGAUAACUUCUAUGCCACCACAACGGCAGCAGCUGCGCCAGUCAAUCCGCUGACCAGCAGGUCGCCCAACCCAAAGCGCUCCCGCACUAGCCCGAUAUCGGUGCCCGGCUCGAAUGCGCGACAGCGUCAGGAGUCGACAUCGUCGAACGGCAGCUGGCAGGUGGUCACAGACACCGGAUCCAUAGACUCCAUGAUGAACGGCAGCUACAUGAUGCGUUUUGUGGCGCAACAGACGGCGGAAGCCACCUCGAACAUUCCCAUCUGCAAUGGCGGCAACGGCUAUCACUGCAGCAACAACACAACAACUGCCAUGGGCAGCGGCAGCGGCAGCGGUAGCAGCAUCAGCAAUGGCAGCAACACAACGCACGGUUUCCCAAACGGUUCCUCCAAAGAUGUCGGUGGCAGCACAACUUCCAGCAAGCAGUGCAUCAACUUACGAAAGCAACGCCUCAAUGCGGUGCGAGCCAUCUUCAUACAAGCGUACGGCAAGACAAUUGGACUGAAAUUCAAAGAGGGCUCCUCCAUGAACCUGGCCACGUUCAUUGGCAAUCUGGCGGAUCAGCUGUUCUGAGCAGACCUUCUUCGACCUGUUGCAAUCGACCUUGUUUGUGUUAGCUUUCCGCCUGUUUGUUUGUUUGUUUCUUGUUAUAGUGGUGCGCUUGUCCACAUUGACUGUAUUUCGUAGACCUACCUGUUGAAUUGAUUGCGUUCUUGCGACUGUUUGUUGAAUAUGUAUGUAAUGGCCUCUAAUGAUAAGCAUCAAAUGAACCUAAGUGUAAACCAGUUCCGGCAGGGAACUAGGCAACCCUACAACUCCUAGAUAACAUGCAUAGUACAACUAGUUCUCUUCAGUCCUUGUCCGUUAUCCCGCCUGCCACAUCUAGUUCCAGCUCCAGCUCCUACCCCCAAUUCCGCUCCCGCAAAUAUUUGUGUUUUGUUUUGUUACUGGUUCAUCGAGCAUGCGAAGCAAACGAAAUAUGAAAGAAACCAAUUCGGAUUAAAGAAUAGCCUUAAGUUGUAAUUUAUAGUAAUGUAUUUUUUAAAAUAAACUUAUGUGCAUUUGAUGUAAAUUUA
Drosophila subobscura is the source of this 3191-nucleotide messenger RNA. RefSeq names its product myotubularin-related protein 14 (gene EDTP). Lineage: Eukaryota; Metazoa; Arthropoda; Insecta; Diptera; Drosophilidae. Bases 517 to 2688 code for a protein of 723 amino acids. The transcript is spliced from 6 exons. Gene Ontology annotation, biological process: dephosphorylation. Gene Ontology annotation, molecular function: phosphatidylinositol-3-phosphate phosphatase activity. The record is from RefSeq and is a predicted model, not a curated record.